Emericellopsis atlantica is the source of this 948-nucleotide messenger RNA. Its product is annotated as D-isomer specific 2-hydroxyacid dehydrogenase. Gene Ontology annotation, molecular function: NAD binding; oxidoreductase activity, acting on the CH-OH group of donors, NAD or NADP as acceptor. The transcript has a single exon. NCBI's taxonomy places the organism in Eukaryota, Fungi, Ascomycota, Sordariomycetes, Hypocreales, Bionectriaceae. The record is from RefSeq and is a predicted model, not a curated record. Bases 1 to 948 code for a protein of 315 amino acids.
AUGAAGCUACUCUACCCAACAUCGCUGGUCAUCGAUGUCGACUCUCUGAAGGGAUUCUCGGUCGACUUGCAGCCGUACGACGCCAAAGCUGCCACCAUCCCCUCUCAGCACCACGACGCCGAUAUCCUCGUCACGUGGACCAACACAGCCGACAACCUCAAGUACGCCAAGGCCAACCUCACCAAGCUGCGCUGGAUCCAGUCCCUCGCCGCCGGCCCCAACGACGUUCUCAACGCCGGCUUUGAACCCUCAAAAAUCAUCGUCACCACCGGCUCUGGUCUCCAUGACCACACCGUCGCUGAGCAUGCGCUGGGCUUGCUCCUGACCUCUGCUCGUCGCUUCCACGAGAUGCGCGAUUAUCAGCUCCAGGGAAAAUGGCCCGGCCACCUGGGAGGUGCCCAACCCGACCGUCCCAAGGACCGCUUCACCACCCUACGCGACGCGCGCGUCCUCAUCUGGGGCUUUGGCAACAUUGCCAAGUGCCUCGUGCCCAGUCUCACCACGCUCGGUGCCACCGUCAAGGGCAUUGCUCGCACACCCGGCGUCCGCAACGGCAUUGAGAUCUACAACGAGUCCUCCCUUCCCGAGCUUCUCCCCAACACGGACGCGCUCGUCAUGAUUCUGCCCGGUGAUGCGUCGACCAAGCACGCCCUCAAUGCCGAACGUCUCAAGCUGCUCCCCAAACACGCCUGGAUCGUCAAUGUCGGCCGCGGCACGUCUAUUGACGAGGAUGCCCUGGCGGCUGCGCUCGACAAGGAGGAGAUUGGUGGCGCGGCGCUGGACGUCUUCGAGGUCGAGCCUCUGCCCGAGGGCCACAAGCUGUGGAAGACAAAGAACACGUUCGUGUCGCCCCAUGCGGCGGGUGGACGACCGCAGGAGGCGGAGGCUUUGAUUGCGUACAACUUGCGGAGAUUCAUUGCGGGUCAGGAUCUGAGGAAUGUGAUAUGA